This is a messenger RNA of Saccoglossus kowalevskii, 271 nucleotides long. RefSeq names its product cytoplasmic dynein 1 light intermediate chain 2-like. Gene Ontology annotation, cellular component: cytoplasmic dynein complex; centrosome. Gene Ontology annotation, biological process: microtubule cytoskeleton organization; microtubule-based movement. Gene Ontology annotation, molecular function: dynein heavy chain binding. Lineage: Eukaryota; Metazoa; Hemichordata; Enteropneusta; Harrimaniidae. The record is from RefSeq and is a predicted model, not a curated record.
AUGGCGCCGAUCGGUGAGAAGGCGGCGGUGACAGGCAGUGUUGAUCUGAAUGAUGGACAAGAAAGUGGCUCAAACUUAUGGUCGUCUAUUUUGGCCGAGGUUGGCUCUCAUUCAAGCUCGAAGCUGCCAUCUUGCAAGUCGAUUCUCGUGUUAGGAGAGGAUGAAUCGGGCAAAACUACUCUCCUUGCCAAAAUACAAGGUACGGACGAACCCAAGAAGGGCAAAGGUUUGGAAUAUCUCUUCUUGGAUGUCAGAGAUGAAGACAGGGACG